Molecule: messenger RNA, 1086 nt
Organism: Striga asiatica
Lineage: Eukaryota; Viridiplantae; Streptophyta; Magnoliopsida; Lamiales; Orobanchaceae
Source: the annotation of a GenBank genome assembly
AUGGUGGCCGCAAUGUAUGUGCUGAGUUGGAUGAAGUCAGCCUUCAUCAUUAUUUACCACCAUAGCCUACUAUUCAUGAUAAAUGCUAUUUUCGGGUUUUUGAUCACCAAAUUUACAUUGAGAGGCGCCGUGCCUCGAUCGACGAGCUCGUCCACGACCCUGGAGUUUUGUUCGUCGACGAGCGACUUUCGACUUCCGGCCUCGACUCCUCCGCCCUCCACGUUGUCUCCGGUCGGCCGCCGUGGCGGCCGAAAAAACCUUCGUCCUCACCGUCCACCAGUCGGGCUCUCGAAUCCUCGACAACCUAAUCCUCGUCUCGAACUGGCUCGUCGUUCAUCAAGGCCCGCUCGAGUCCGUCUCUGCCCCGCCGGCCUCGUCAUCCCCCUGCGCCACGUAAACAUCCUCGAGUUCUCCAUCGAAAUCGAAACCGACACUCUAUCAUCAUCUCACCAACAAACGAUGAUGACGAUCGAGCGUCGGCCCGUACUCGCGGGCCCCACGAUGAAUUUCUACGCAAACUCCCGGCUCGACGAGAUGCUCGUGCUCGGACACUGGUUCCGGAAGAACAUAUUUCGGGCGAGGGAGCUCUUCGAGGCGCGGGCCGUUCAAGCGGCCGUCGUGGGGUGCGCGCUAGGGACCGUGUACAUGAACGCAUGGGAAAAAAACUCAGGAGUACUCCUCGAGACGCGGCUCGGGUUCUUCACGUUCACGUUAAGCUACCUGCUGACGUCAUCAACCGAGGCGCUACCGAUAUUCCUACGGGAGAGGAAGGUGCUUGAGCGGGAGGUCUCAUCCGGAGCCGUGCCCGUUUAUUGGCUUGUCGGGCUCAGGCGGGACGUGGACGGGUUCGUCUACUUCGCGCUGGUCGUGGGGGCGGUGGUGAUGGCGUCGAACUCGUUCACGGCGUGCUUUAGCAUGCUUGUACCGGAUUUCAUUGUGGGGUCGAGCGUUAUAGCCGGGCUGAUGGGCUCGUUUUUUCCUGUUCUUGGGGUAUUUUGUGGCGAGGGAGGAUAUGCAGAGGUACUGGGUUGUGAUGCACUAUUUGAGCCUUUUCAGGUACCCGUUCGAGAGCAUGGUGAUGAAUGA